CUUGAGACGUUCUGAGUGUUCUAUUCGCUGGUGAUUUGAACAAAAUCAACGAGACCUCUCCGGUGGCGCUCUGUGUAAUACCCACCUGCAAGUUCACGCGAGCUUGAAAAGCGUGCGUUCCCUGUGGGAAAAUGGAAAACUAAACACUUCCUCACUAAUCAUUUUGUUGUCCUACUACACAUAAUCUUUAGAUCAAAGGAUGAAGUUUUCUUUAAUUCCGUGUGUUCUCGUGGGACUCGCAUGCUCACCAUCAAGCGCUCUUGUGAGCUCUAGAUGGAAGUCGGAUUCCGAAACCAAGACAAUUCUGCCUACCGCAGUCACAGGAGACGUCACAGCAAAUUUCAAAUCUGCAUGCAGUCUGGAUGGAUCCCAAUUGUCUGCCAUCAACAAUACGGCUUGGGACUGGUGGUAUUUCGACGCUGUGUCACCAGAUGCAAAGUCGAAUGUAGUUAUUACUUUCUUCACAGCAUCUGCCACGGGAUUUCCCUUCCUUCCAUCACCAAUGGUCACACAAUUUGAGCUUCACUCGCUCUUACCUAAUGGAACCAUUUUUAAUGUCUUCAUCCCGGCCGAAGAAGCAGUCAUUACAACAGAAGGGGAAGGGUCGUCAGGGGACUUUAAAGGAGCUAACGCCUCGUGGAUUGGCACCCCCGACUUGAAACACUACAAAAUUGUUGUCAACUCGCCUGCGAACGGCGUUAUUGGCACAUUCAAUAUGAGAUCUGUCGCCCCUGGUCACUACCCAUGCGGCCCGGUGCGCUCAGGAGAGAACAUGAUGGUUGCACCUGAGAUCGGCUGGGCGAACGCUGUGCCAGAUGGGAUCGCUGAUGUUGAUUUCACCCUAUCAGGCACGAAAGUUGCCUGGAAAGGCGUGGGAUAUCAUGACAAAAACUGGAGCAAUCAGCCGUUCACUGACAAUGUCGCGAGUUGGUAUUGGGGCCACGGCCGCUUAGGACCCUACUCAAUCGUUUGGUUUGACACACUCGGGGCCGAUGGAAAGGAAUACGUCAGUUCAUAUGUUUCAAAACAUGACGAGAUUGUUGUAUCGAGUUGUGAUGCCGGGUCCAUCAAGGUUCGGCCCAGUGGAGUAAACAGCGAAUAUCCACCAAAGGUCAGCACCGGCAACCCGGGCGGAUUCACAAUUGAGAUUGAUUUGGGGAAGGAGGGUACAAUGAACGUGGAGGUUAAGGUUGCAGCUGUCUCUUUGCAGGGUCUUACCCUUUAUACGGAGUGGGUUGGCACCAUGACUGGGAAUGUGGAUGGUGGGAAACAGAUGACUGGGGUGGCUUCGUUCGAGGCAUUCAAGGUGACAGUUUAGACUUGAGAUUAGGGCUCCUUGCUAGCCUCAAUGCUGUU
Hyaloscypha bicolor E is the source of this 1356-nucleotide messenger RNA. RefSeq lists its product as uncharacterized. NCBI's taxonomy places the organism in Eukaryota, Fungi, Ascomycota, Leotiomycetes, Helotiales, Hyaloscyphaceae. The record is from RefSeq and is a predicted model, not a curated record. Bases 200 to 1318 code for a protein of 372 amino acids. The transcript is spliced from 2 exons.